AUGAACACAUUGUGCAUCCUCUCUAGCAAUGCAGUUCACCCCGUUAAAGCUAUCGAGGUACGAAUGGCAUUCAUCCAGAGCCGUGUCGCCCAUGCGAGGGCAUUGCACACCAAGAGGCUGCGCUCCACUCCCAGAACACACUGCACCACGGCUAGUCGGAAUCUGAAAAGUGGCAUCCUGGCACACACUCACUUCCGUCAUGUCGGCCGUAGCGCCUUGCACCAGCUUCUUGAAAGCCAAAAACACCAAGCCCGACUUUAA
This is a messenger RNA of Phytophthora infestans T30-4, 261 nucleotides long. RefSeq lists its product as uncharacterized. The coding region runs from base 1 to 261 and encodes 86 amino acids. The transcript is spliced from 2 exons. NCBI's taxonomy places the organism in Eukaryota, Oomycota, Peronosporomycetes, Peronosporales, Peronosporaceae. The record is from RefSeq and is a predicted model, not a curated record.